AUGGAUGAGACCCUCUUCGAGAUCAGAGCGAAGUUGAAGGUGCAAGGAAAGGAAGUCGGAUUCAAGGUGGUUCUUCGACUCCAAUCGACGUUCCUGGCGCACCGCCAUGGCUUGACCGUUCCCUCCCUACCUCCCUUGAUCUCAAACUCGUACUGGGCUCCCAUGGCUUCUCUCUACGACGUCCAAAACUCGUCUGCAUUCAGGAAUCUGAAUGCCAUCAACAUCGUCUCUUUCUUUCUGGCUACUGCGGUCUGGGGUUCAAAUGUGUCAAAUUCAAUAUUGUUUGCGUUUAGGUCAAAUCAGCCUCGAAGUCGAAAACUAUGGGUCGCCUGGCUCUGGACUCUUACGACCAUCGGCCAAGGGUUACUAACGUCCAGAGUUGAGAAGGACUAUUUUGGAUGGGGGUUCAUCUCGUCGAAGAUUUCGUUCGGACGAGAAGGAAUGGCGAUAGUUAUCCUCCUCGUAUCGGCCAUCGUGUCAAUAUCCUCACAAAUAUUCUUCCUCUGCCUAGUCAGAAUACGCCGGCCGUCAUGGUCACUGUUAUCGGGAUUCGCACUUCCACCGAUAGUUUUCCAACUCGUUCUUCCUCUCGGCCUCCUCUUUGCUUCUCCUUCAUCGAGCUGGCGAGACCACCAAAAAUCCGUCAUGUUCGCGACCCUAAUGGUCAACACCAUCCUCAACCUCACGAUCUUCGGCGCGGUGUCGACGAUCCUCUGGCCAGACCACUUUGGUAAUCCUACCCAAGUCAAGUGGAAAGCACCCUUACUCAUGCGCGCCAUCCUCUACCCCCUCCACACGGGCGCCUGCCCUGCGCUCUUCUCGAUAAGCUCGCCUAUCAUGUUCUACUACCUCAGCUCCUACCUCAACCACUUCCUCAUCUACCAGCACCUCCUCUCGCCGUUAUACUUCAUGUCCGUACUCUCCAUCCUCGACUCGCCGCUCGCUCUCUCCGCUCCUGGUUCGUGUGGCGCUCGGGUUGAGGACGCAGCUUGGCGCAAGACCCUUCGAUCGAAUGCCACUGGAACUUCACGAUCGUGUGUCCUGCAUGGAACUGUGGGCACCGAGACCCUCCGAUUCGACCAUUCGUCAGCUGGGACUGGCACCCAAGCAGGUGAGAGUCAGACGUCUGGGACUAUAUACACGGAACGAUCUUUCGUGCACACGAGUACGGAUACGACACCGGAGGUUAGUCUAAGGAAGAUGUAA
This is a messenger RNA of Cyclocybe aegerita, 1206 nucleotides long. NCBI's taxonomy places the organism in Eukaryota, Fungi, Basidiomycota, Agaricomycetes, Agaricales, Hemipholiotaceae. The record is from the annotation of a GenBank genome assembly.